AUGAAGAUUGCAGUGCUUUGUUUGUGCCUCAUCAGCAUCGCCUUUGCAUUACCAGUGAGUAAAUUGAAGCAUCAUGCCAUCUCAGAGAGCUCUGAAGAAAACCAUGAUUCCAGGAGCCAUCAUUCUCACAGAGAUCACCACCAGCAUGUGCAUACACAAUCACGUGUGAGACCAGCACAAACACAAGAACUUCUGGUACCACCUCAGCAGGACUGUUUUUCUUCAGACGAAAGUGUUGACACCGAGCAGCAGAGCCUUCCUGAGCCAGCAAGUGUAAGUAAUGAAGAUGAUGGUGAUCAUGAUGAUAACGAUUCCAAUGACACAGAUGAAUCAGAUGAGGAUAUUGUCACCGAUUUUCCCACUGAUGCCCCAGUAACUACACCUUUAACUCCUGCCCUCCCCACAAGGGGAGAUAAUUCAGGCAGAGGAGACAGCGUGGCCUAUAGAAUGAGGGCAAAAGCAAAGUUGGCAGACGUAUACCAUAAGGAGAAGUCUAGCAAGCUCUACAAAGCUGCAGGAAAGUUCAUCAUACAUGAGGUCUCAGAGGAGGAUGACAGCAAACCAGACACAGAAAGCCAGCAGGUGGAUUCCUUCAAAGCCCAACCUGCUGCACACCGCUUUCCAGGAAAAUCUGACAUUAGCCUGGAACUGGAUGACAAAAGUAACAUGCAGGACAGCAAUGAAGUCAACAGCAUGUCACGCGAUAAGCGCCUGGAAAACGACAGCCAACAGCAGCUUGACAGUGUGGAGGCAGACAGCGACAACAGCAAACCUGAUGUCACAGAAGACAGUCACAUGAGCAGUGAAAGCACAGAACAGCAGAAGGCCCAAAUUGAGGACCUACAACAGGUUGAUGGUAUCCCUGAAGUCAAUGAUAGCAAUCAAACUUCUGAGAGCACUGAAGACACUCAAGACCAUAAAAGCAUUGAAGACAAUGAAGUCACUCUUUAA
This is a messenger RNA of Emys orbicularis (European pond turtle), 951 nucleotides long. RefSeq names its product secreted phosphoprotein 1 (gene SPP1). The coding region runs from base 1 to 951 and encodes 316 amino acids. Gene Ontology annotation, biological process: osteoblast differentiation; positive regulation of bone resorption; ossification. The transcript is spliced from 6 exons. Gene Ontology annotation, molecular function: extracellular matrix binding. NCBI's taxonomy places the organism in Eukaryota, Metazoa, Chordata, Testudines, Emydidae. The record is from RefSeq and is a predicted model, not a curated record.